Messenger RNA from Phascolarctos cinereus (koala), 4632 nucleotides. Lineage: Eukaryota; Metazoa; Chordata; Mammalia; Diprotodontia; Phascolarctidae. The record is from RefSeq and is a predicted model, not a curated record.
UUAGGGGCGUGGCCUCAGCCCGCGCGCCCCUCUCCCCAUUGUGUCGCCAUGGCGGCAGCGGAGACGGACGCUGCGGAGGAGGAGGCCCCGGCCUGAGGAGGAGGAGGAGUGCAGUUUGAUCCCCUCCGGGCCCCUCGCCCGCCCGGGGUGACAGGGUGACGGCGGCGGCGCGACUGGCCAUGGUGGCCAGAAGCACAGAUAACCUGGAUGGUCCAGGGGAGGGGCCUGUACAGCCCCUACCCCCUUCAGGGAGCUCUAACGUGAAGGGGAAACCUGGCAAGAGGAUCUCUGCCCCUCGUGGCCCUUUUCCCCGGCUGGCUGACUGUGCCCAUUUCCACUAUGAGAAUGUCGAUUUCGGCCACAUUCAGCUGCUGCUAUCUCCAGAUCGUGAAGGCGCCAAUCUCCCUAGCGAUAAUGAGCUGGUGUUUGGGGUCCAGGUGACCUGUCAGGGCCGGUCCUGGCCUGUUCUCCGAAGCUAUGAGGAUUUCCGCUCCCUGGAUAGCCAUCUUCAUCGCUGCAUCUUUGACCGUCGGUUCUCUCGCCUUCCAGAACUGCCCCCAGCUCCAGAGGGCUCCCGGAACCAGCUGCUAGUGCCACUGCUCCUACAGUAUCUUGAAACCCUCACUGGACUGGUGGACAGCAACCUCAACUGUGGCCCCGUGCUUACCUGGAUGGAACUGGAUAACCACGGCCGACGGCUGCUCCUCAGCGAGGAGGCCUCCCUGAACAUUCCUGCGGUGGCUGCGGCACACGUGGUCAAACGGUACACGGCCCAGGCCCCAGAUGAGCUGUCCUUUGAGGUUGGUGACAUUGUCUCUGUGAUUGACAUGCCACCCACAGAGGACCGAAGCUGGUGGCGUGGGAAACAUGGAUUCCAGGUUGGUUUCUUCCCCAGCGAGUGUGUGGAGCUGUUCACUGAACGACCAGGCCUGGGGGUCAAAGCUGAUCCUGAUGGCCCCACAUCCAGCAUCCCAGCUCCCCUAAGGGAGGGCCCUCCCUCUCUCACGUCAGUGCCCCGGCCCCGAGGAAAGCUUGCAGGCCUCCUCCGUUCUUUCAUUCGCUCCCGCCCAUCUCGUCAGCGGCUACGGCAGCGGGGCAUCCUUCGGCAACGUGUCUUUGGCUGUGACCUCGGGGAGCAUCUCAGCAACUCUGGCCAAGAUGUUCCCCAAGUCUUGCGCUGUUGCUCAGAGUUCAUCGAGGCCCAUGGCGUUGUGGAUGGGAUCUACCGCCUCUCAGGUGUUUCUUCCAACAUCCAGAAACUGAGGCAUGAGUUUGACAGUGAGCGGAUCCCGGAACUGAGCGGACCAGCCUUCCUCCAGGACAUCCACAGUGUCUCUUCCCUUUGCAAACUCUACUUUCGAGAGCUGCCUAACCCCCUGCUCACCUACCAGCUCUAUGGAAAAUUCAGUGAGGCCAUGUCUGUGCCAGGGGAGGAGGAGCGGCUGGUUCGCGUUCACGAUGUCAUCCAGCAAUUGCCCCCACCUCAUUACCGGACUCUGGAGUACCUGCUUCGGCACCUCUCUCGGAUGGCCCAGCACAGUGCCAACACCAGCAUGCACGCCCGAAACCUGGCCAUCGUAUGGGCUCCCAACCUGCUUCGGUCAAUGGAGCUGGAGUCAGUAGGGCUUGGUGGGGCUGCUGCCUUCCGCGAGGUUCGAGUCCAGUCUGUUGUUGUGGAGUUUCUUCUCAGCCACGUGGAUGUUUUAUUCAGCGACACGUUCACCUCGGCAGGCCUAGAUCCUGCAGGUCGCUGUCUCCUCUCCAGGCCUAAGUCCCUUGUGGGCAGCGGACCCUCCACUCGCCUCCUCUCCCUAGAGGAGGCUCAGGCUCGGUCACAGGGUCAACUGUCUGGACAGGGGGCCAAGGCUUCUACUUCACCUGAAGACCAGAGGAAGGGGGUCAUUGGAGAGAAGCGUAGGAAACCAGGUGGCAGCAGCUGGAAGACCUUCUUUGCCCUGGGCAGAGGCCCUUCCUCGGUCCGAAAGAAGCCCUUGCCCUGGCGUGGAGCUGGUCAAGGGUCCCAGCCGCCCCCAGGUGGCCCAGUGGAAGCAGCCCCUCUGCGCUCAGCCAAGAGUGAGGAGUCCUUGUCAUCCCAGGCCAGUGGAGCUGGCCUGCAGAGGCUCCACCGAUUGCGCAGGCCCCGGUCCAGCAGCGAUGCUUUCCCCGUGGCUCCUGGUCUGGCCGGCUCCUGUGAAAGCCUUUCUUCCAGCACGUCGUCUUCCUCCUCCAGCAGCACCACCUCUGUGGGGAGUGGGGAGCUGGUGGGCUCUCCCCCACACCGAGUUUCAGCCUGGCUGGAUGAUGGUGACGACUUGGACUUUAGCCCCCCUACAUGCCUGGAGGGGCUGAGAGGCCUUGACUUUGAUCCUCUCACCUUCCGCUGCAGCAGCCCUACCCCUGGGGACCCUGCCCCUCCUGCCAGUCCUGCCCCCCCAGCCCCUACUGGCUCUUUCAUCCAUAAAGCCACCCCCCCAACUCGUUCUCCUCGAGGCCCGGCAAGCCCUGCCCCCCCCACAGCUCUGGAUAUCUCUGAGCCUGUAGCUGUUUCUGUGCCCCCUGCUGUGCUGGAGCUGCUGGGGGGUGGUGCCCCUGCCACCCCAUCCCCUCCACCUGCCACCCCUGCUCCCCAGCUCAUCCCCCUGCUGCUGCGCAGUGCCGAGACUGAGCUGAGUGACAGCUGCCAGAGGGAAAUCCGGAGUAAAUUGUCCUUAACCAGCCAGAGAGACCUACAAGGGUCACUUAGUCCUGUGCCUGGGUUUGAGUCUCCACCUCUGCCUGUGCCCCUGUCUCUCCUUCGCCCCGGAGGGGCCCCUCCCCCACCUCCCAAGAAUCCAGCCCGCUUGAUGGCCCUGGCUUUGGCCGAGCGAGCUCAGAGGGCAGCCCAGCGGCAGCGCCAGCAGGAGAUGGGGGGUACAGUCCCACCCUUACCUCACUCCCCUUUCCGACGUUCCUUGUCCCUGGAGGGAGGUGGGGAAACUCCAGGGGCUGGGAGCCCUGGGCCUCUCUACUCCAUGGUGAGCUCCAGCCACCAAGCCCCAGGUCCCCCAGCCUCCUUGCAGCGGCAGCAGAGUGACGGUGGCCUGUUGCGCACACACGUUUCUGGUCCCCCACGGAGGGAAUGGAGAGGCCCUGCACAGGUCAGUGAGAACAGCAGGAAAGGCUCCCAUCAGCCCAGACAAGCUGUAAAAUCUGCAGCUCUCAACAAGUCCCCUUCUCCUUCACAGGUGCCUGCCUCCUUUUUCUCCUCUGCUGUGACCUCUCCCAACCCCGAAGAGCGCCCCUCACCUUUCCUGGCCCCCCCUAAGCCUCCUCUUCACUCCCUGGGUGCUCCUCCCUUCCGGCCCGGUCCUCAGCUCCCUACCCGCAGGACCCCACAUGCUCCCACAUUGCCCCCUGAUAAGGGGGAAAACCUGUACUAUGAGAUCAGUGGGGGUGAGGGGCCUCCCUACCCAGGCCUGCCUAGGCCUUGGGCUUCCUUCCACCAGGCCCCUGAGGGGCUCAAUGCUUCCUAUGGGAUUCGGGAACAGUCACCACCCCAGGGACUUCCUGACUUCCUCUUCUGCUACCCCCCACCCCCACCUCACCCAUACCCCCCAGCAUUGCAACCUUUUUCCCAACAUAGCCGCCUCUGCUACCACCCCCAAGAAUCCCGGCGGCGCCUGGCCCAUCUGGAACCUGUCUAUGUCAACUUGCCCCUAGGUGGAGGUGGACCCUCCCCUACCUCCUCCUCUUCUUGUUCUUCCUCCCCUCCUGCCCACCCCCGAAGUCGCUCUGACCCUGGUCCCCCAGCCCCUCGACUCCCUCACAAGCAGCGCUCCUGGGGACCCCGGCCUCCUCGACCCUGGGGGCCUCCAGAUCCCCUCCUACUCUACCGGAUGCCCACCCAGGCCUAUGGGAAAGGAGCUGGGGAGGGUCCUCAUGGGGUUCAAUAUGGAAACGUGGGGGAUGGCCAUGGAGAGGGGGCUGGCCCCCCACCCUCCUACCUGCCUCCCCCAAGCUGGUCCCUCCAUGCUAAGGGCCAGACACACAGCUACUGCUGAGUCUCCUAAUGAUUCUUUUUUGUAACAUGGCUCCCUAUGUUGGUGGACGGGAAUCCUUGGAGCCCUAGCUGGCUGUGCCUGUUGAUGAUGACCAAGGUCCCCACAGAGGACCCUCUGCCAUCACUGGCCCUAGGGCCCCAAUUCAGUGAUCCAUUUUGUAAUUUUUCCCAAUUCCUCAAGUUUCUAACUUUGUAAACUGGUUCCAAUGUGAUCUCAUAACCUGUUAACUGUAGUUUCUCUGCCCUCCCCACAAAAAACUUUUUACACCUCUACUGCCCUGGGGUUUCUUGCACUAAUUUGGGGGAGACUGAAGAUGAAAACACUUCACCUCCCCCCAACUCCCAGGAUCCCCCAGCAUGUCCUGAUCCCCUCCCCCUUCUCAUUGCCCUGUACGUGCAGCUACGAAUGUGUGCCCAGAUGAAGGGCAUUGGGGGUGUGUGUAUAUAUGUGUGUGUGUGUGUGUGUGUGUGUGCGCGCGCGCCCAAGUAUGCACAUCUGAGUGCGUGUAUCCCUGCUGAGCUCCAAUCCUGUGUACUAAACAUUUAAAAACAAAUUUUAACAUUAACAGAAAUAAAAGUACAAAUGAUCUGUG